GUCCUCUUUGUUUAGUAAGAACCGAAAAGCGAGACGGAAGAGACGAAAAGCUCUCUCUCUCUCUCUCUGAAGAUUCGUCUUUUCGUUUGACUUACUGUAUAGUAUCUGUAUAUACUGAUCCUUUGGAAUAAUGGCGUCAGGUUCUAAAGUUUACUAUUUUGAGGAGGUCGCAAAGCACAAUAAGAUCAAAGAUUGCUGGAUUAUCCUCUCGGGGAAGGUGUAUGAUGUGACCCCCUUCUUGGAGGAUCAUCCUGGAGGUGAUGAAGUUUUGCUAGCAGUAACUGGGAAAGAUGCAACAAGUGAUUUUGAAGACGUUGGCCACAGUGAUUCUGCUAAAGAGAUGAUGGCAAAAUAUUACAUUGGUGAGAUAGACCCGUCAACUGUUCCCAAGAGACGCGUUUAUAUUCCACCACAACAGGCCUCCUACAAUCCAGACAAAACUCCACAGUUUGUUAUCAAGAUUUUACAGUUCCUUGCGCCCCUCUUGAUCUUGGGCUUAGCUUUUGCAGUCAGAAACUACGCCAAGGUAGAGUAGGCAACUUCAUUUGACCUUCUAUGGUCCAGUGUUGUCUGUGUUAAUUAUGUAUUAGUUGGAUGAAUAAUUUCUUCCCCUUUUUUUCAGUUUCUUUAUGUAUCUUGAGAGUGCCGGUAUGGAAUGUUGGUUGACAAUUAAGUGCCCAUUAUGGAGCUCUAUGUUUAUGCAAAUAAUAUGCCUUCAGGCCGUGGUCGUGUGCUAUUAUGUUGGAAUACUGGGUCAUUUGGU
Molecule: messenger RNA, 763 nt
Organism: Ilex paraguariensis (yerba mate)
Lineage: Eukaryota; Viridiplantae; Streptophyta; Magnoliopsida; Aquifoliales; Aquifoliaceae
Source: the annotation of a GenBank genome assembly